CGCACGCACACACGGUGCACACGUCAGUCCGGCGCCUCCCCGUGCCCCGUCUCACGCAGGUCCUCCCGCGCCCCCGCAACACGCCCGCAGGCUCCUGUGUCUGCUGCCGGGGCAGCGGGGCCCGGAAGGCAGAAGAUGGCUGUGCCACCCACGUAUGCCGAUCUUGGCAAAUCUGCCAGGGAUGUCUUCACCAAGGGCUAUGGAUUUGGCUUAAUAAAGCUUGAUUUGAAAACAAAAUCUGAGAAUGGAUUGGAAUUUACAAGCUCAGGCUCAGCCAACACUGAGACCACCAAAGUGACGGGCAGUCUGGAAACCAAGUACAGAUGGACUGAGUACGGCCUGACGUUUACAGAGAAAUGGAAUACCGACAAUACACUAGGCACCGAGAUUACUGUGGAAGAUCAGCUUGCACGUGGACUGAAGCUGACCUUCGAUUCAUCCUUCUCACCUAACACUGGAUAUUUAUUAGAGGGAGGAUCUACCAAGUGCAGACCUGUGCUGGGUGUGCAGUGCACACAAGUGACUGGGCACACAGGGUUCCUAUCCUCUGGAGGUGUCUUCUUAUAGCCUGGCUAUAGAUGAUCUGAAGAGACCAUUGUUACGGGGCUGAUUUACUCUCAUUCCUCUUCGCUGCUGUAGUUUCUCCUGCAAGAGCACUGCCUUUUUGCAGUGCUGUGCACUCUCCCCCCAGGAACUCUGCCAUGGUAUCAGGGAGCGGUUAUCCGGAAAGAUCCUGGGAUAGGAUGAGGGGCUGGAGGAUGUGCCCACAUGCUUGAAUUUGCUGCCUGGGACUUUGCCUGCUGCCCUGGGAUAGCACACUUUGGAAUUUGUAGGCAAUUUUCUUCCCAUGACCUUAGGGAGCUUUGCAGAGGUCUCCAGGCCCUGCAGUAUAAAACACAAAGGAAAGUUUUUUGGUUUUUUUUUUUGGGGGUUGAGGGGGACGGAGUCUUGCUCUGUCGCCCAGGCUGGAGUGCAGUGGUGUGAUCUCAGCUCACUGCAACCUCCUCCUCCCGAGUUCAAGUGAUCCUUCUGCCUCAGCCUCCCAAGUAGCUGGGACUACAGACACGGGUCACCAUGCCUGGCUAAUUUUUGUAUUUUUAGUGGAGACGGGGGUUUCACCAUGAUUGGCCAGGCUGGUCUUGAACUUCUGACCUCGUGAUCCGCCUGCCUCGGCCUCCCAAAGUGCUGGGCAGAUUCAUGUGUUUCUCCUGCCUCAGCCUCCCGAGUAGCCGGGAUUACAGGAAUGCACCACCACACCCAGCUAAUUUUGUAUUUUUAAUAGAGACAGGGUCUCUCCAUGUUGGUCAGGCUGGUCUUGAACUCCUGACCUCGGGUGAUCUGCCCACCUCAGCCUCCCAAAGUGCCGGGUUUACAGGCGUGAGCCACUGCACCCGCCCCCUUUUUUUUUUUUUUAAAUUUACUUUUUAUUUCAAAAUAAUUUUAUACUUAGAAAAAAAGUGGUAAAAAUAGUAUGCAGAGUUCUCCUGUGUUCUUCACCCAGCUCCUAAUGUUAAUGGUUUACGUAACUGUAAUGAUCAGAAUCAGCAAGUUAAUGUUGAUAUCAUAUAGUUAAUUGAUCUGUUGUCACAAUGACGUCUUUUUUCUGAUCUGUGAUCCAGUUCAGGUUCCUAAAUUGCAUCUAAUUGUUAAGUCUUCUCUAAUCUGGAAUAUUUUCUGACUCUGACACUUUUGAAAAAGAGUGGCCAAUUAUUUUGUUAAGAUGUCCCUCAGUUUGGAUUUGUCUGAUGCUUCCUUAUGAUUAAAUUUAGGUUAUGCAUUUUUGGCAACUGUAGUUGUUGUGUUAUAUUCUUCUCAGCACCUGAUGUUAGGAAGAAUAUAUCAGUAGGCCUCGUUUUUGGUGAUCAGUUUUGAAGUGGUGUCUGCCAACUCUCUUCAUUGUAAAGCUACUAUUUUUCUCUUUGUAAUUAGUAAGUAUCUUGUGGGUAGACACUUUGAGAUUAUGCAGAUAUUCUAUUUCUCAUCAUACUUUUGCUCAAAAAUGGUAACAUCCAUUGGUGAUUCUUGCCUGCAACAGUUACGCUUGGCAAAUGGUGACUGGAGUGCAGUGGUGCGAUUCUGGCUCACUGCAACCUCUGCCUCCUGGGCUCCAGCAAUCCUCCUUCCUCAGCCUCCCAAGUAGCUGGGACCACAGUUGUGUGCCACCAAGCCCAGCUAAUUUUUGUAUUUUUAGUAGAGAUGAGGUUUCACCAGGUUGGCCAGGCUGGUCUAGAACUUCUCAGCUCAAGCGAUCCACCCGUCUCAGCCUCCCAAAUUGUUGGGAUUACAGGUGUGAGCCACCAAGCCUGGCUACAAAUGGUGAUUUUCUUUUCUUUUUUGUUUUUAUGAGAUGGGGUCUCACUCUGUCACCCAGGCUGGAGUGCAGUGGUAUGAUCUCGGCUCAUUGCAACCUCUGCCUCCCCGGCUCAAGGGAUCCUCCCUCCUUGGCCUCCCCAGUAGCUGGGACUACAGGUGCCUGCUGCCACCCCUGGCUGAUUUUUAUAUUUUUGGUAGAGACAGUGUUUCACCAUGUUGCUCAGUCUGGUCUCGAACUCCUGAGCUCAAGUGAUCUGCCUCCCACCUUGGCCUCCCAAAAUUCUGGGAUUACAGGUGUGAGGCCAGGCCUCAAAUGGUAAUUUUCUAUUGCCAUCCUUCCUUCACUUGUUAAUUGGUAUUCUACUGUAAGGAAGAGCUAUUUCUUCUUCCCCAUGUAUUUAUUUAAUCAAUUAUUUAUUUAUAUUAGUAUAGAUGCAUGGACAUUUACUCUAUGGGCUAUAAUCCACAGUGUCAUUUAUUUUGUUGCUCAAGUUGUCCCAGAUAUGGGCUUUGGGAGAAUACAUUCUGUGUGCUUUUUGACAAACCUCUGUCGUUUUUCAGAGCAUGUCUUUAUUUCUGGUUUUAGAAAGUGUACCACGCUCAUCUAGUACUUGUUUUUCCCCAGUCCUGCUAUCUGCCAUUUCUCCAAGGAGCCUUGGUUCUUUAUGUUGGAGAAUGAUAUUUAGAAACUAAGAUUGUAGGCCUGGCGUGGGGGCUCAUGCCUGCAAUCCCAGCACUUUGGGAUGCUGAGGCAGGCGGAUCACAAGGUCAGGUGUUUGAGACCAGCCUGGCAAAACCCUGUCUUUACUAAAAAUACAAAAAUUAGCUGGGUGUGGUGGCGCACACCUGUAAUCCCAGCUACUCAGGAGGCUGAGGCAGGAGAAUCGCUUGAACCCAGGAGGUGGAGGUUGCAGCGAGCCGAGAUGGUACCACUGCACUCCAAUGUGGGUGACAGAGCAAGACUCCGUCUCAAAAAAAAAAAAACAAAAGUAAAAUUCUGGGUGCUAGAUGUACAUAUUGCUACUGGGUAUUUGAGGAAAGUUCUGGUGGUGCAUCAUGGAGAUUAGAAAUGAAAGCUGGCUUUCCAAAGUGACUGAGGGUACAGCCUGGGAAAACACCUGGCUCCCAGGAGGAGCGGAGUGUAGACCACAUCUGGAUGAGGCCACAGACCGCAAUAAGGACCAGCACCCACACUGAGUAUCCACCACAAAUAAAGCUUGCUUGUUAACCACAAAUCAGUCAGGCCUCUCUCGGGUGCUUGUCAAAUUAGCACUACUGUUGAAAUGGCUUAAAAAUAAAUCCCAAUAAUAUCUGAAAGAGGAAGACUCCACAGACAUGGUGUGCAGUGUUAGAAAGAGACCUAGAGAGAAGCCUGAGCCACUCCCCAGCACUGCCGUUUCUCUUGGGGAUUGUGGGCCCUGGCCAGAAUCCAGUGAGACAGUGGGUGGGGGUGCCAUGUAAACUGGUGCAGGUGGUGCACACCACUGGUCAGAGGCCCUGCCAUAGGCAUCAUAGUUUGUGAUCAUCAGCAGCUUUUUAUUAAAAAUUGAAAAAGGAGGUGGUUAGAAGAUGCCUGAUUUUAUAUUUCUUUUUCCCUUUGUAAAUGUCAGCCUCUCAACAGCUGUCUAAUCAUCAGUCAUCUCAACCAGCCUGGUGCCAAUCACAUACUUGGCUGAAACCCAGACUUCUUUCCCCAAAGAGCAGGCAGAUGAAGAUAGGUUUUUCUUUUUUCUUGAGACAUCUCACUCUGUCGCUCAGGCUGGAGUGCAGUGACGUGAUUUCAGCUCACUGCAACCUCCACCUCCCAGGUUCAAGCAAUUCUCGUGCCUCAGCCUCCUGAAUAGCUGGGAUUACAGGCACAUGCCACCACGUCCUGCUAAUUUUUGUAUUUUUAGUAGAGACAGGGUUUUUCCGUGUUGGCCAGGCUGGUCUCCCACUCCUGACCUCAAGUGAUCUGCCCUCCUUGGAGUGCUGGGAUUACAGGUGUGAGCCACUACGCCUGACCAGUUUUGGAUUUUUCUUAUUGAGAGAUAAUUUGGUUGUUACUCCUUUCCUUCAAACCUUACCAAAAUGUACAGAAGUAACUUGAACAAAGUUGAGGUUCCAAGGCAUAAGUUUCAUUGUCACUUGUUCUGUUGGUGAGCAGGUCUGUGCACACCUACUCCCAACUGCUGAGGGAGCUGAGCGGCCAAAGAAAGAGACUGACAAAUCCAGUUUCUCAGAAAGAAACAUUUAAUAGAGACUUACGAAUAGAAGCGAUGUCUCAAGCAGCCAAGAGACAGUGGAUCCCUGCAUUCAUCCUCCAGAAAGUAUUCUUUAUAUAGCAAGCUUUUAGAUUAAAGACAUGUGCAUGUCUUAGACCAUCUUGCAGAAAACUCUUGCAAAACUUGUGACCAAAGGGAGGUUAGAUAAGCAUCUUUACUUUUUAAAUUUUUAUUUAUUUUUUUGAGACAGAGUCUCACUCUGUCACCCGGGCUGGAAUGCAGAGGCAUGAUCUUGGCUCAUUGCAGCCUCUGCCUCCCGGGUUCCAGCGAUUCUUCUGCCUCAGCCUCCUGAGUGUCUGGGACUACAGGUGUGCACCACCACACCCAGCUGAUUUUUGUAUUUUUAGUAGAGAUGGAAUUUUGCCAUGUUGGCCAGGCUGGUCUUGAACUCCUGAGCUCAAGUGAUCUACCUGCCUUGGCCUCUAAAAGUGUUGGAAUUACAGAUGUGAGCCACUGUGCCCGGCUGGCAUUGUUUCUUUUAUGGGAUUGUCUAUGAUGCAUUCCUUGGUCGUCAUGGCUGUAUUAGGCUAUUCUUGCAUUGCUCUAAAGAAAUACCUGGCCAGGCAAGGUGGCUCACGCCUGUAAUCCCAGCAUUUUGGGAGGCUGAGGCAGGCAGAUUGCCUGAGCCCAGGAGUUGGAGACCAGCCUAGGCAACAUGGUUAAACCCCGUCUACCCACAUGCACACACACACUAGCUGGGCCUGGUGGUGCGCACCUAUAGUCAGUUCCAGCUACCUGGGAGGCUGAGGUGGGAGGAUCACCUGAGCUCAGGAGGUAGGGGCUGUAGUGAGCCAUGAUCGCACCACUGCACUCUUGCCUGGACAACAGAGUGAGACCUUGUCUCAAAAAAAUAAAAAAAUACCUGAGGAUAGCUAAUUUAUGAAGAAAAGAGGUUCAGUUGGCUCAUGGUUCUGCAGUCUGUACAAGCAGAGCACAGGCAUCUGCUCGGCUUCUGGGAAGGCGUCAGGAAGCUUUUAGUCAUGGUGAUUGAUGAAGCAGAAGCAGGCACAUCACAUGGCAAGAGCAGGAGCAAGAGAGAGAGAGUGGUGGGGAGGUGCCACACGCAAACAACCAGAUCUCAUAACUCAUUAUUGUGAGGACAGCACCAAUGCAUGAGGGAUCCACCCCCAUGGUCUAAUCACCACCCAGCAGGUCCAACAUUGGGGACUGCAUUUCAACAUGAGAUUCAGAGCGUACAGCAUCCAAACUGUAUCAGUGGUGAUUUUGCUUCAAGACGGUGUCACUCUUGCCAUGGAACAGGCUAUUUUCCUACAUCACUUGGGAGGGGUGCUGGCUUUAUUUUCAGCUGUGACCUCUAAAAUUCUUGUCUCAUUGAGAAUUUGGAAUGUUUAACCUUUAUUUUAUUUUUUUAAUGAGAAAUCUGAAACAUACAAAAAUAUACAGAAAAAUAUGUUUAACCCUCAUUCUAUUCCUAUCACACAGCUUUGAUAGUUACCAACCUGUGGCCAAUCAUGUUUUAUUUAUACAGCCAUAAAUAUAACACUCCUCCACGCACAUACUAUUUUAAGUAAAUAACAACUCUUAAUUUCAGCUGUAAAUAUUUUAUUAUGUAUCUUUAAAUGGCAAGAAUCCAUUUUAAAGGAGCAUAACCAUGAUAUUAUUAAUAUAUUGAAAAAAGUUGAUCAUUUCUUUUUCUUUUUUUUUUUUUUAAAGAUGGAGUUUCACUCUUGUUGCCCAGGCUGGAGUGCAAUGGUGCGAUCUCAGCUCACGCAGCCUCCGCCUCCCGGGUUCAAGUGAUUUUUUUGCCUCAGCCUCCUGAGUAGCUGGGAUUACAGGCAUGGGCCACCACACCCGGCUAAUUUUGUAUUUUUAGUAGAGACGGGAUUUCUCCGUGUUGGUCAGGCUGGGCUCGAACUCCCGACCUCAGGUGAUCCGCCUGUCCCAGCCUCCCAAAGUGCUGAGAUUACAGGCAUGAGCCACCGCACCCAGUGGAUCAUUUCUUAAUAUUGUCAAAUCUCUAGUCUGUUCAAAUUUACAUGAUUGUUUCAUGAUUUUUUUUUUUUUUUGAGACUGAGUUUUAUUCUUGCUACCCAGGCUGGAGUGCAGUGGCGUGAUCUUGGCUCACUGCAACCUCCACCUCCUGGGUUCAAGUGAUUCUCCUGCCUCAGCCUCCCAAGUAGAUGAGAUUACAGGCAUGUGCCACCACACCCAGCUAAUUUUUGCAUUUUUAGUAGAGAUGGGGUUUUGCCAUGUUGGCCAGGCUGGCCUUGAACUCCUGACCUCAGGUGAUCCACCCACCUCGGCCUCCCGAAGUGUUGGGAUUAUAGGCGUAAGCCACCGCACCUGGUCUUUUGCUGUUUUUAAAAUAACAGGUUGGUUCUCUAGUCUCUAAAGAUGACAGCUAUGUGAUUUGAGUGUUAUUAUAAUUCUUUUUUUUUUUUUUUUUUUUUUGAGACGGGGUCUUACUCUGUCACCUAGGCUGGAGUGCAGUGGUGCGAUCUCGGCUCACUGCAACCUCUGCCUCCCGGGUUCAAGCAUUUCUCCUGCCUCAGCCUCCUGAGUAGCUGGGAUUACACGCCCACCACCGCGCCCAGCUAAUUUUUGUAUUUUUAGUAGAGACGGUGUUUCACCAUGUUGGCCAGGCUGGUCUCGAACUUCUGACCUUGUGAUCCACCUGCCUCAGCCUCCCAAAGUGCUGGAAUUACUGGCAUGAGCCACUGCGCCUGGCCCUGAGUGUCAUUAUAAUGCCUAGAAUAAACAUACUGUUUAAUAUGUUCCAGCCUAUUGCUAAUAUUUUUCUUAUUGAGGCUCACAUUGCUCCAUUGUCGAAGCCCUUGGGAGCCUCUUCAGGUUACCUUGUAAGUCCUUUUGCCUCCACCCCAGUAGUCUUCAAUAGCUUUGAUAGAUGUUUUAGGUUACUGUGUACAUUUCCUGCCUAAGAUCUAUAGUCGGCCAUUUCUCCAAGGAGCACUGGUUCCAUUUAGGAGGAAAUGGUCUAGGUGCUGAGGAUGAAGCAUUAAUCUCAAUGUGAAUAAAGCUAGAAGUGAACAGUGCUGUGUAGUCCUUGAGGCUCUGAGUGGAUCUGGUUCCUCCUGUGGUCUCUGCUGAGAAUGCAGCUUCCUGUGGAAGAUGUCGAUCUUGUAACUGAAUGAUAGAGACAAUCAGAUAAAAAUGGUCCAUGUUGUAUUUGUUCGAUGUGAUCUUGUUCUCCAGUGUGUACUUUUGGUAAAAGACAUGGUAAUAAUAGGUCUGCAGGUGACACUAUUCACCUGCUCUUCCUAAGGGAUGCUGGGUCUUGAGGAACAGGCAGUAGAGACACUGAACUGCUUAUAGACUCACAUCUGGUAUCAUCAGGUUGGACCUGGGGUACUGUCUGGCUAACUAACACUUCCUGGCCCCCAUGACUGCAGAGUUCCAGGUUCUACAUCAGUACCCGGUUCUCUGAAAUAUGUACUCAUUGGGGUCUCAUGAAUAUGGAAUUGAAAUCCAUUUUACUGUUGUACUCACUUAGAGGGAACAUAGCCUUUGUUUCCUUACUUAACCAUGUGAGCCACAGAGUAAGAAGAUAACGUCUCUUUAAAAGCUGCUAUUUAGGUAGCUGCCUUCAUGGCAGAUAAAUCUUUUCCACAGGUUUGGAAAAUAUCAAAGAUGCAUCUGUUUCAUAAUUACAUGGUGGCUUUCUACCUAAUGAAUGCCUGUGUAGGCUGCUACGUAAAGCAUACAAAGAGGAUAGGAGAAGAAAGUUACUUCGUAUUUAUUUUUCAGGCUUUUCCUAUCUGUGUUCUCACUUCGUUAGUGUGGGGUUUCUGCAGACUGAGUCCCUGUGGAAGAGAGGUUGUGUCCUGCUCAUUGUGGUACAGCAGUGGCUUAAGGGAGAACUGGAGCACUGACUUCACCCCCACCCCACUCCCUUUAUUUGACCUGGGAUUAAAAAAAAAAAAAAAAAGACAACUUGCAUUUCAAGGUGAGUUAGC
Gorilla gorilla gorilla (western lowland gorilla) is the source of this 8512-nucleotide messenger RNA. It is a transcript of the gene VDAC1, whose product is annotated as voltage dependent anion channel 1. Gene Ontology annotation, biological process: monoatomic anion transmembrane transport. Gene Ontology annotation, molecular function: voltage-gated monoatomic anion channel activity. The coding region runs from base 136 to 567 and encodes 143 amino acids. The transcript is spliced from 6 exons. Gene Ontology annotation, cellular component: mitochondrial outer membrane. Lineage: Eukaryota; Metazoa; Chordata; Mammalia; Primates; Hominidae. The record is from RefSeq and is a predicted model, not a curated record.